This is a messenger RNA of Choloepus didactylus (southern two-toed sloth), 1232 nucleotides long. RefSeq names its product translocase of inner mitochondrial membrane 29 (gene TIMM29). The coding region runs from base 16 to 801 and encodes 261 amino acids. The transcript is spliced from 2 exons. The record is from RefSeq and is a predicted model, not a curated record. Lineage: Eukaryota; Metazoa; Chordata; Mammalia; Pilosa; Megalonychidae. Gene Ontology annotation, biological process: protein insertion into mitochondrial inner membrane. Gene Ontology annotation, cellular component: TIM22 mitochondrial import inner membrane insertion complex.
CCAAGCCGGAAGACAAUGGCGGCGGCCGCUCUGAAGAGACUUUGGGCCCGAAGCCGCCGAGAAGAGGCGGGUGACGCGGCGGCAGCCAAGCCGAGCGUGUGGGCGCGGCUGGGCACCUGGGCCCGCACGCUGCUCCAGGACUACGCGGAGGCCUGCAGGGACGCGGCGGCGGCAGCGCGGGCCCGGCCGGGGCGGGCGGCCGUGUACUUGGGGUUGCUGGGCGGGGCGGCGGCCUCCUGCGCGCUGGCGCCGAGCGAGGCGGCCUUCGAGGAGGCGCUGCUCGACGCGUCCGGGACCCUCCUGCUGCUGGCGCCGGCCACGCGCAACCGCGACGCCGAAGCGCACGUGCAGCGGCUGCUCUGGCUGCGGGGUCGCGGCCGCCUGCGCCACCUCCACCUGGUGCUCGGCUCGCUGGUGUACGAGGCGCCCGUCGACGCCCAGGCCAGCCUCUACCAGGCCCGCUGCCGCUACCUGCAGCCCCGCUGGGCCGACUUCCCGGGCCGGAUCCUGGACGUGGGCUUGGGGGGCCGCUGGUGGGUGCUGGAGGCUCGGAUGCGCGACUGCGACGUCAACGACGAGGAGUUCGUCCACCUGCCCGCGCACCUGCGAGUGGUCCAGCCGCAGCAGCUGCGCUCUGAGGCCAACGAGCGGCUCUUUGAUGCGAAGUACCAGCCUGUGGUCCUCACCGAGGAUCAGGUGGACCAGGCGCUGUGGGAGGAGCAGGUGUUGCAGAAGGAAAAGAAGGACAGGCUGGCCCUGAGCCAGGCUGACUCGCUGCUGCAGCCGGAGGGCCCGAGAUGAAGCCCAGCGAGGCCUGGGUCUCCAACCCCAGCAGGCUGUUUGCCUGGGAUUGUGCAGUUGGGGUGAGGGGGCCUCAAGUGCAGAGUGAGUGACUGAAAUAAAUUAGGUGCAGUGUUCUCUCCCUGGGGUUUUAUAAAUCAGGGAGUCUUUUUCCCCUGUCCCUGUGUUCUUGAUUAGCUGAAGCUGUUUCAGAGCUGCCUUAGUCUAGUUGGAGAAAGCAGAGGACGCGAUCAUGUAAUGUUUAUCACUGCCAGAGCUAGUAAUGAGCUUUUUAUGUUCACCUGUUUCAUUGGGACUCAGAGUUCCCCUUAUGUAUCAUGUUUGUUGCCAGGUGCCUCCCGAAGUCUCCUAAGACCGUUCACGCUGCUCUUAAAUUUGAGCUGAAAUGCUUCUCUUCUAUGAUCUAUUCUGUGUUUCCUUUUUGUGAGUAA